Ochotona princeps (American pika) is the source of this 2015-nucleotide messenger RNA. RefSeq names its product tetratricopeptide repeat domain 29 (gene TTC29). Bases 470 to 1891 code for a protein of 473 amino acids. Lineage: Eukaryota; Metazoa; Chordata; Mammalia; Lagomorpha; Ochotonidae. The transcript has 14 exons. Gene Ontology annotation, molecular function: protein binding. The record is from RefSeq and is a predicted model, not a curated record.
AGAGGGCUCCAGAUGCAAGGAAUCUUAAUAUCCAAGGACCGCAUGUCAGAGCCACACAGAUCUUUCAUCAUCAGUAGCAAAUGUGGAAUUGUCUCUCUUUUUGAUGUGGAGUGCUCGAAGUGUUUACUUGGCACCCUUACUGGGAGAAGCACCCCUUCUUUCCAUAAAUUUUAUACCAUUCAGUGGAAGUUUCUGCAUGAACUGUAAAACAUUUGUGAUUAGCAAGGAACCAACCUGAGAAAUGGGAGAAACCCACAUCAGAAGUCAGGAAGGAAUAACAGAAACAACUCCAGAAUGCUAAGACCAUGCUAUUGUUUCCCAGGAGUGAAAGAUUGCUGGUACACUGAUGAAGGGAAAUGGAAAAGAUCAUGAGACUGUCUCUGCUUAAAGAAUUUCCAAUCGUUCAAGGAAGAUUGGCUUGUAUAAACCACGUACCACAGGAAGUGAUACUGAUGCAAUAAAGUCCAAAAUGACCACCCUGCCCCCACUACCCGUGACACAUCCGAAGCUAGUGGCCUUGGCCAGACAGAAGCUGCCGUGCUCCCACGGAACCAUUCCCAGGUCUCAACUGAUCAAAGAGAAAGAUGACAUAGAUCAUUAUCUGGAGGUGAAUUUCAAAGGAUUGUCAAAAGAGGAGGUUGCUGCUCACAGGAACUCGUACAAGAAGAACAUCUGUGUGGAUAUGCUGCGGAACGGUUACCACAAAUCCUUCACUGAGCUCUUCGGUCUCAUGGAACACUGGGAUGCCCUGAGGGAGACAGCGAGAGUGAGGUCCCUUAUCUGGCAACAGAAGCCCUUGGAGGAGCAGCCGGAUAAACUGGACUGCUUUUACUAUUACCUGACCAGGGCUGAGGCUGCAGAGAGGAAAGAAUUCUUUGAAGAUGUAUACAACAAUUUGUAUGCUCUGGCCUGUUACUUCAGUAAUUCUGAGGACAAGUGGGUGAGGAACCACUUCUACGAACGAUGUUUUAAGAUUGCCCAACUGAUCAAAGUUGAUGGUGGGAAGAAGGAAGCCGAGGCAUAUGCACACAUGGGUCUUCUCCACGAGGAAGAUGGUCAGCUUCUGGAAGCUGCAGAGUAUUAUGAGACCUUCCAUCAACUGACGCAGGGGCGGAUAUGGAAGGAUGAGACGGGCCGUGUUCUCAACUUGUUGGCCUGUGAGAGUCUCCUGAGGACCUACAGAUUACUCUCAGACAAAAUGCUGGAAAAUAAAGAAUACAAACAGGCCAUCAAAAUUCUAAUAAAAGCUACUGAAAUAGCCAAAGAAGGAAAUGACAGAAAGAUGGAAGGAGAAGCGUCCUAUUACUUGGGAUUGGCAUAUUUAGCUGCUGCAGAAUAUGAAACAGCAUUAACAGUCCUUAACACAUGCUGCAGAAUCUCCGCAGACCUGGACGACGAUCUCAGCCUGGGGAGAGCUUACGAAGCCAUAGCCAAGGUCCUGCGGAGCCAAGGAGAUACAACGGAAGCAGUUAAAUACCUGAAAAAGUGUUUGAAAAUUUCAAAAAGCAUUUCUCAAAACCUAGAUAUUGUGAGAGAAAGUACAAUGCUUGGAGACAUCUAUAACGAAAAAGGAGACUACAGCAAGGCUUCUAAAUCAUUCCAGCAAGCUUUUGAUACAACUGUAGAGCUAAUGAAUGUGUCCCUGAUGGAUGAGACCAAAGUUCAUUAUGGAAUAGCAAAAGUGGAUCAGAUGAUGCUGGCCAUGAGCAGUUAUAUAGAAUCUGCAGAUCUCAACAGCCUUGAUGCCUUGCUGUCUUGGAAGGAGAGCAGAAGUGACAUUGAACUUGAUAUGGUUGCUGGAGAGUCUAGAAGAUCCACAGAUGCAAGUGAAAUUCGAAACCCAGGAUAUCUGGAGGAAUUUAGCAGGUUUCUAGAUAAUGGAAAAGAUUGAAAUGUAAAUGAAGCAACUUUUGACUCAACAUCAAAGCAAGAAGAAACUUAUGUCAUCCUUCACUUUGAUUCCUGUAAUAUGAAUGUGUCACAAAUAACACAGCUACAAUAAAAUUGACUGACUU